AUGCCUUUACUUGCACUCCAAGAGCCCGAUAAAGUGGAUGCUGAUGGUGAUAAUCAAACUAUAAGUCUGUUUGAGAGGAGGAAGAUGAUGAUGAAGAGUAAGAAAGAUUUGAUGGCUCAGACUCAAAGUUGUUUCUGUCUAAGUAGUUUGCAAGAGGAAGAGGAUGAUGGUGGUAGUGGUGAUGAUAAUGAGUGA
Messenger RNA from Eruca vesicaria subsp. sativa (arugula), 195 nucleotides. The record is from the annotation of a GenBank genome assembly. Lineage: Eukaryota; Viridiplantae; Streptophyta; Magnoliopsida; Brassicales; Brassicaceae.